Messenger RNA from Orycteropus afer afer, 867 nucleotides. RefSeq names its product transforming growth factor beta receptor 3 like (gene TGFBR3L). The transcript is spliced from 6 exons. Bases 1 to 867 code for a protein of 288 amino acids. The record is from RefSeq and is a predicted model, not a curated record. Lineage: Eukaryota; Metazoa; Chordata; Mammalia; Tubulidentata; Orycteropodidae.
AUGCUGGGUCCUGUGCUCCUGCUGCUGGCCCUGCUCCAGGGGACCACUCUGCCCAGUGAGCUGCCAGCACCCCGGUUCCCAGAUGCACCUGGGCCCUGGUUGCGCCGACCCCUUUUCAGCCUGGAGCUGUCGGAUGUGGAGGACACCUUCCCCCGGCGAGCAGGGCCGCUGGCGGUGCCAGCUGACAGCCGCGUGUUCGUGCAGGCGGCCCUGGCCCGUCCCUCCCCGCGCUGGGGCCUGGCCCUACAUAGCUGCUCAGUGACCCCGUCCUCACGCCCUGGCCCGGGCCAUGCCCUGGUGCUGCUGCGCGGGGGCUGUUCCGCCGACACCUCCGUCCUCUUCCCGCCGCCGCCCCUCGGUGCCGACCGUCCUGUGCGCUUCAGCUUCCGCCUGCGCCCGGUCUUCAACGCCUCUGUGCAGUUCCUGCACUGUCAGCUGAGCCGCUGCCGCCGACUCCGGGGAGUCCGCGGGUCUGAUCCUCUGACACAGCCAUCGCCUGUGCGCGAGCACCGGUGUCUCCCUCAAGGUGAGGCGUGCGCGGGCGCCGGCAGAGGCUUCAGUGAGAGCCUGGGCGCCAACAGCCCCCACCUGCACACACUGACGCAGCCCAUCGUGGUCACCGUACCGCGGCUGCCUCCACGGCCGCCCAAGAGCAUCCCAGGUAGGACCAUGCGCCCUGAGCCUGCCGCGCCAGCCACCGCUGCCCUGGAACCCGCGCUGGUGGUGGCACUGGUGUUAGCAGCCUUCGUACUGGGCGCUGCACUGGCCGCCGGGCUCGGCCUCGUCUGCGUGCAUUCAGCGCCCCCACCCCCCGGACCAUCCAUGGGAGCCUCGCCCAGCAGCCUCCAACCCAGGAGGACCCAAUGA